This is a messenger RNA of Colletotrichum karsti, 2643 nucleotides long. Its product is annotated as 3'5'-cyclic nucleotide phosphodiesterase. Lineage: Eukaryota; Fungi; Ascomycota; Sordariomycetes; Glomerellales; Glomerellaceae. The transcript is spliced from 4 exons. Gene Ontology annotation, biological process: signal transduction. Bases 1 to 2643 code for a protein of 880 amino acids. Gene Ontology annotation, molecular function: 3',5'-cyclic-nucleotide phosphodiesterase activity. The record is from RefSeq and is a predicted model, not a curated record.
AUGGACAAUGCUACUUGCCAUGUCGUCUACGUGAACCGUCAGGUUCGCCAGGACAGGCUCCUCCGCAAUAAUGCAAAUGACGCCCACUUGUCCAAUGGUGCCGCGACUGACGGCGAGAUUGAAGACAUUCGGAAGGAUGCUGCUCUGUUAUUGGAAACCUUUGGCGAAGUUUAUCUCUGUUCAUCAGGCUCGGCGUGUAUCUCGACGCUUUUCCAACUUUCGGAUGAGUCCAUGAUGGACCUCACGCCGACUCUUGUCCUUAUCGACGUCCCCUACGACGAGCGUUUACCCAAGUUCCGGUCGAAGUCUAGGUCGCCUUCGCCGCACUCACGCCCGACCACCGCCGACGUCGAUAUCCACACCCCGGAAGAGGAGGUCUAUGGCCUCAAGUUGAUGCAGAGAGUCAUGACCGAGGCCCACCUGCGUAGUAUAACCAAGCUCAUCGUUCCGAUCCCCAUCGUUAGCUUCUCUUCGCUCGAGGCUGCCCACGACUUUAGCCAGACCAACGGCGGAGCGAUUGAUGAGGCGAAGACGAAAUCCCCCCCAGCCGUAGAUCGCCGAUUGAUCAUUCGAUGUCUCGACCUCGGUGCCGUUGAUGUUAUCAUCAGUCCUUUACACGCUAAAUGCAUCACAAGUCUAGAGAUCCAUGCUUAUCGUGCGCACAAGGAUGCGGCGAGGGAGCAGCAGGAGAUGAUGGAAGUCAGGAGGGGUAGGAAGCGCUCAUGGGUUGGCGUCAACGAGGAGAAGCCGUUUGCGUAUCUUAGGGAAGCCAUGGUAUCCGGACUUAUGAGGGGUAUCUGCCGCUCUGGCGCAGACUCGGAUGAUGAUCGGAUCUCCAACGUCAGCAUCGCCGUAUCCACUGAUCGCCAAGCCGCUGUUGCUGCCGCGGUUGGCCAGUGGCACUUCUGUGCCCACAGCUGGUCAGACGACGAGCUGCUUGUGGCAGCCAUGGUUAUGUUCAAGCAUGCGUUGACCAUGCCAGAGUUGGAACGUUGGCGGAUACCGACAGAUCAACUCAUCAGCUUUCUGGUUGCCUGCAGAGCCGCAUACAACAACUUUGUUCCAUACCACAACUUUCGACAUGUCGUGGACGUUCUCCAGGCCACAUUCCACUUCUUGGUCCGCGUCGGCACUCUGGCCCCAUAUCCUCUCGACCCGCUGGGACAUGAGGAGGUUCCUGAGAAGUCACCGAUGGCGAGCCUGCUCCAUCCCUUCGAAGGCCUCACCCUCUUGAUCACAGCAAUAGGACAUGAUGUGGGACAUCCGGGUGUCAACAACGGCUUCCUCGUCACUCUCAACGCCCCGUUAGCCCAGCUGUACAACGACCGUUCUGUACUCGAAUCAUUUCAUUGCGCCGCGUAUUCUCAGAUUCUCCGAAGAUACUGGCCAGCCGCAUUCGAGGACACCAAGAUGAGGAACCUGAUGAUUAGCUCCAUCCUCGCUACGGACAUGGGUCUGCAUUUUGACUACAUGAAGAAGCUUGGAGACACCCAAGACAGGCUGAACGAGAGUAACACAACGGACGGGUGGAAUGGACGAAUGCUUGAGGAGCAAAAGGCACUCGCAUGCUCGUUGCUAAUCAAAUGUGCAGACAUCAGCAAUGUGGCCAGGAAACACGAAACGGCUCUGAAGUGGAUGCACAUACUCUCAGACGAGUUCUCGCGCCAGGCUUCGAUGGAGAGCGAGUUGGAAAUCGCCUCUUCUCUCCUUGCGCCUCCAAAGAAAGACCUAAUGUCGCUUUCCAAGGCUCAGUUAAGUUUCAUGAACAUGUUCGCCAUCCCGCUCUUCCAAGGAGUGGCAGACAUCCUACCUGGGAUGACGUAUACGGUCGAUGAGCUCGAAAUCAAUAAGGGCCUGUUUGAGCAGCGCAUCCGAGAUGAGCAGGCCAAGGAGGACCCCGUCCGAAAGCGACUUCUCCGUGACGGCGCGUUCUCUCCGCGAACUAUGAGUUUUGCGACUGCCCCGGAGAGCAACAGGAGCUCCAUGACCCCUCGGGUGUCUACGCCCUUGGCUGAACUUGCAACACCGCUUUCGCUGUUGGACGAAUCGAAGUUCGAAGACAAGGAGUUAUCUCCAGAGCCGGCCGAUCCGGUGAAUAGGCCUUCGCACGUGCCAGAUACCCCCGAUGAUUACAAAGAAGUCAACGGCAUCGUCACAUCGUUUGACUCGGUGGCAGAUUUUGCGGCUAGCGAUCCCUUUCGCUGCAGAGACAGAGCAAGCAGUUCCCCCGAUAACCACCACGGCCACAAUGGCAAACAGCGUUGCAGCGAGACCACAGACGGAAGCAUUACAGGGCCGUAUGCUGGAGACUGGGCUUCGCAGGCCACCAGCGCUACGACGGGCAAAAUGCCUCUCUCUCCGAGCACUCAGGGCACUAGCAUCGUUAGUAGGGAGUCUACGGAGCAGCUGCCCGGCGUGCCCACGAUCUCAGAGCCCAAGCAGUUUGGCGAAUCCAAACCGGAGCCCCCGAUGCUGGACCAAGAGGCCAACGUCUCUUACAUUUCUCAGGGAAGCUGCAAAGCAGAUGGGGCAAAGGUUGUGAAGAAGAAAUCUAGCAGAUUCCGGAUGAACGCGUUUGGGCAAUUUUUCCGACGGAACAGGGCGUCAAGCCCUUCGAUGUCGGCCGCUGACACAGCUGGUUGA